Messenger RNA from Pocillopora damicornis (cauliflower coral), 4577 nucleotides. RefSeq lists its product as uncharacterized. Gene Ontology annotation, biological process: extracellular matrix organization; proteolysis. Gene Ontology annotation, cellular component: extracellular matrix. The record is from RefSeq and is a predicted model, not a curated record. NCBI's taxonomy places the organism in Eukaryota, Metazoa, Cnidaria, Anthozoa, Scleractinia, Pocilloporidae. Gene Ontology annotation, molecular function: metalloendopeptidase activity.
UGCAAAAAUGACAUAAGCAUAAUGGGUAAACGAAAAUGUCGAGGAACAACAACAAACGGUUAUUCUUGAAUAGUCAAACGUUUUAGCGUACGAUGAUCAAAUCACGAAUGGGUCUUAUCCUGUAUCAUUGCGGUCUGUUGUACUUGGCUGUACGAUUUCAAGAUGAAGUGACUUCUAGGUUUCUUUUUGGAACAUUGCGGAACAGUGAGUACCCCAGGAUUGAGGAAGUAAACGUUUCUCCGACCUUUCUUGCUAUAAAUUCAGGAAUCUCUCUGCCAACAGGUCACCCUAAAAGUGCCAACGAAAAGGAAAAAUUGCAUGGAAAUGGUUCAUUACCGAUAAUUUCGUGCUUUGAACAAUUACAAACGCUUUUUCAAGAGGAUCCCAACAAGUCAGCUCUCCCUAUCGCAUCUACCAUAAUUACAUCCUAUCCAAGGAGAUUUCAUGGCACAGUCGUAAAAGCCAUAUCAAAGUGCCCUCGAUAUUCCCUUCCGUGGCCCACGAAAGAUGAAAUAGCAAGCACUCUUGUACUUUUGACAGACGUUAUAUUGAAACUCUUGACGAGCUUAGUAUAUUCACUACUUGCUAUUGUCCAUUUACUUUUUCUAUUAUUCGCUAUUCGAAGGAAGUGGUUCAUGUUGUCAAUAAAAAAGACCAAACCUAUCCCCUGCGUUGACAGCUCAACGGGUGUUAUGAACUCGAGUCCAAAGAUCUUCGCAAAACCGUUGGAAACACUCUUAAUUUUGAUAACGUUAUUUGGUUCAGGGCUUUUCUCAUCAGCAGUUGUAUCGGCAAAUGAAACAUCAUCGUCAUCAUUGCCGUUAUAUUCGCCAUCAUCUUCAGCAUUCUCAAACUCUUCGUCUUUGAAUUCUUCCUUGACAGUAUUUUCAGCAACGUCAACAUUUCUACAACUUUCGCCACAAAAACUAUCAGCGACGACAAAGGCGUCACCAUCCUCAUCACAGUCAAGAGCACGGAAAUCAGUAACAGCACUCUUAUCAUCCUCAUCAUUAUCAUCAUGGCCAUCCCUAUGGUCUCAGUUAUCAUCGACGUCAUCGUUAACAUCAUCAGUGAUUUCAAAGUCCUUACAAUCAUCAGGGCAAUCGCCAAUGCCGACCGUAUCAUCAUUAUCGUCAACGGCGACGUUGUCGUUACCAUCGUCAACGCCAUCCCCUCCACUAUUAGAAUCACCAUCGCCUUCACUAUCGUCACCGCCUUUACCGUCAUCGUUUAUCAUACCAUUCUCCAAUCCAUCGCCGACGCCGCCAUCUCCAGACCUAACCCCAUCUCCAUCAACAUCACCGACAUCAUCUCCACCACCAUCGUCAACGCCGCUAUCUCCCGCCCUAACCCCAUCUCCAUCAAUAUCACCGACAUCAUCUCCACCACCAACGUCAACGCCGCCAUCUCCAACCCCAUCUCCAUCAAUAUCACCAACAUCAUCUCCACCACGAUCGUCAACGCCGCCAUCUCCAGCCCUAAUCCCAUCUCCAUCGAUAUCGCCGACAUUAUCUCCACCACCAUCGUCAUCUCCAUCACCAUCGCCAUCAUCAUCCCUACCAUUAUCAUCUCUCACACCGUCCCCUUCGAUAUCCCCAUCUCACUCUCCAUCGCCUUCUCCAUCACUGUCACUAAUGCUUUCGCAUUUACUAUCAUCACUGCGAAGAUCAUCACAGCCACCAUCACCAUCAUUUCCACCUCCACCUUUGACUCCAUCUUUGCCUCCAUCUCCAUCGUCAUCUGUAUCUUUGGUUCCGUCUUUGCCUCAAUCUCAGUCUCCGUCUUCAUCUACAUUAUCAUCACAACCGCCAUGGCCUUUGUCAUCGCCAUUACCAUCGUCACUACCAGCAUCAUCAUUUCCACCACCAUUGUCACUAUCAUCGCCAUCUCCAUCAUCAUCUCCAUCUCCGUCUCAAUCUCCAUCGUCAUAUCCAUCUCCGUCUUUGUCUCACUCCCUGUUUCUGUCUUCGUUACCUUCCCCAUCGCUGUCAUCGUCAAAAAAUGUAUCACCAUUACCAUUUCCUUUAUCAUCAUUACCACCAGCAACUUCAUCUCUUCCAUUUUCUUCUCCAGCGUCUUUAAAAUCACUAGAUUUACCUUUAUCACUAACAUCAACUUUAAAAUCGAAACACUCCUCAUUAACAUAUGUCAUCCGCCCCACAGGAUCGGUGAUUUCCUCAAUCUCUCAAUUGAUCAUUGCUAACGUGAUGUCACACACGGCUAACAGGACUAUUGUUUCUACUAAGUCAAAUACAAUGAGCUCUAGGUCGUCGUCAGAGGCAUUCACGUCAGCUUUGAUAUUCUCACCCUGGAGAAGUAACGCCUUGCAAGAGCAGCGAUCGACAGUUUCCUCAAUUUCUCAAAUGGCCGCUGUAAACCUUACGUCACAGACAGUUGACGUAACUCUUUCACCUCUCAAGUCGCGUCUUAAGGAAUCUUCUUCGUUCACCGUGUUAGCAACAGAUAUCCUGACCAAACCAAGGGCUUCAAAUGACACGAGGAUUAUUGAUGUGACGGUUUCGUUAAUAAAUGAAGAAUACGAUAAAGACCUGAUGAAUAAAAGUUCAGCACGUUUUGUGAAUCUGUCUCGAAGGGUGAACUACACGCUGUGGGACAUGUUCUCUCGCGAUGUGACGGGCCUGAAGGAAAUACAAAUACUUGAAUUCAGAAAUGGAAGCGUUCUGGUGGAUUUUCGAUUGCUUAUCGACAGUACGUCCAACACGACUACACAUGCAGUCAAUGUGACCCUCUGGAGAAAAAAUGGUUCCAACAUUGAAGGGUUUAUUUUCGGGAGAAUUCUCGUUAAAGAGAAGUGUUCCGCCGGAUUCUGUGCGAAUGCAGGUAUUUGUGACGAUGGUGCCAACGGUCCAGUGUGUAGGUGCAAUGGAUUUGUGGGAGACAGAUGUACUCAAAGAUUAGAUCCCGUGCAUGGAAACUAUUCAGAGUGGUCCGAGUUUACAGACUGCAGCAAAACGUGUGAAGGUGGACAGAAACACCGCAAGCGCACUUGUAAUAAUCCUUCUCCUCGACUUGGGGGCAACGAUUGCGCCGGACUGGGACGGGAUGUAGAAUACAUAGACUGCAAUAGCGAUGUCCGCUGUCCAGUUUCAACUGAGGUGUGGAUAGCUGUCGGAGUCGCCUGUGGUGUGUUUCUCUUGAUUCUUAUUUUUGUUGUGUUGCUUCUGCUACGAAGACGAAGGAAAAAAGCUGAACAAAGAAAUGGAAAAUCUACCUCCAAGGAUUAUGAGACAAAUGGACUCAGUACUGUUGUACCACUCGAAAUUAUCUACGAGGACAGUACAGCAACUAGUGCCAAUCCCAAGGGGAAAACGAAUCCAGAAUUUAUCGGAGACGACGAUGAUGACAACGAUAUUUAUAAAGCUCAGUUGCUGUUAUUUCUGAAACACUCACAUUUGAUACGGAGUAAUCUUUACCCUGAUGAUCAAGACAACAAAUCAGAUGCUUCAGAACAUUCUAAAACGAAUUCCAGAAAACCUUCUGCAAUAUCUACGUCCAGCGACAAAGUCCAAGAGAACGAAGACGAGUUGGCUGUUGAUAUGGAAACAAAUCCUGCGUCCAAGGGUGAGGACCAACUUUCUGCACCGCAAGGUGAGGGGUUCCCUCCAACAACAGUCCUAUGACCUGGAAAUUAGAAUCUGUCUCUGAAGAAGACUUAAGGUAGAUUACCUUACAGACGCAGCCGUUUUGCGGACUCUCAUCCAGCGAGCAGGACCUGAAAAAGCCCUCAUCCGUUCCGUAUGAACAUAGUAAGCUUGCUGUAAUAACUAAAUAAUUGUGUUCAGCUCUCUGAACUGAAAGGAACUUUCAAGGCGCCUUUGACGCGCCUUAAAUGUCAAGAUAUAAGAUGAAACGUACGUGUUGACCAACUGUGUAAAAUUUGUUCUUGCAUGUUUCAGGUCAUCACAUUAUCGUCUUCAUAGUCAUUUUGAAUAUUUUCAUUUUCUUUUAUCAGUUUUUUAUUAUUGUGUUUUCGCUAACUAUUUAAGGAAAUUAUUGGUUCUUGACAAGUUUACUCCGAGGGCAAAUUAAAAUACAAGUUUAAUUUUUUUAGAAUAAAAGGCGAUUCAUGGUUGAAGUUGUCAAUCAUUGACAUGUAACACAGAAAAAUAACUUUUUUUUUUUUUUACAAAAACUCAAGAAUAGUCAGAUUCUACUUUGUAUGAAAGCUUAUGAAGUAGGUUGGGAUCGUAUUCUGCCUUAAUAGUGAAACCUACAAACUGGCCUUAUCAGUUUUAACUAAACAUCAUUAUGCAACAGUCAAUGUUGGAAUUACAGUCGAACCGUAUUAAGCGGUCAGUUUUCAAAGUCCAGAGAUUUUUACCCUUAAUUACUGUAAUUUUCACCUUUCUUUAGCGGUCGUGGUCACCUUUUAUUGAGUUCUAACGGCCCGUUUGUAAUGUCCUCGACCUGUAUCGGACGGUUAAUUUUAGUAGAUCUACUCAAAUAAAACUACGAAUAAUAUUUCAAGGAAAUUUUUUUCAAUGUUAGUAGCAUUUUUAAGUGAGUUUUUGUAUGUGAAUCGGUUAUUUAUGGCAUAAAAUGACGUUUUCAUCAUG